UUCCAAAAUGAACUGAAACAUGGACAAACAAUAUUAGUAAACAAUGGUAAAAAAACAAACAAUAUAAACAAGAAAUGAGCUGAAGUACUUUGUGUAUAGUAUAGACAAUGUAAAGACAACACGGAAACCACACUGCAGAAGAAUAUGGAUGCUUUGUCACGUGGAAAACUUUCAGAUUUGAAAGAACGUUUGGAUGCAAAAACGUAUGCCAUUUUUGAUAAAUACAGUUGUGUUUCAAUAUUGUUCGCUAGUAUUGUACCUUUUAUCAAUAUUAUAAAAAUUUACAUGAGUUGAAUUGUGAAUGUUUUGAUAUCAUUUAAAACUUUGGUUUCUGAUUCAAUGCAUUCAACCCUAACGGAAUGUUUGGAAAUGAUGCUUUUAAUAUGCCAUAAAGUCAACGUGCAAAAAGGGUUUUCCCGCCAUCCCCAUGUGAUGAAUGUUUGCAGGGGGUAAUUCUAUGUAUUCUGUGCCCUGCUUCCCUCCCCCACCCUGUUUUUUCAAAGGUCCCAAGAGUUGCGAGUCAACCAAGUCAGUUACUGUGGUAAGAAUUUUUGUGAAAAAAUUUAAAACAGGAAUUCAUUUUGUAUUGUAUGUGACAUAUGUACACAUAGUAAUUGGUUUCAUUGCUGCAGUCAUGACAAGCUGAAAUUUUUCGCCCUGAGUCUUGCACUCGGACAAUAUACCAAAUAGACAAAGCUUGCAAGCCUUUGACCACCACUCAACUCACAGCGCCCUUGAAGCCUCGACCUUCCAUUCUUUGCAUACUCGCUUCACUCAUCAAUUAAUAGCCAGAGCCUCAGUAGAGCAAAACAGUAUUGGUCAUACCCAAUACAUGAAGGGCUGCAAAUACAUUUGUCAUUUUAUAGCAAAGGUAAACCAGAAGGAGAGUUGGAUAUUAAAUCCAUAUUUCAAAGUUUCUUUGCUGAUUUUCCUGCCUCGGGUGAAGGUGAGAGAUAUUUUGGUGGGUGGGGUUGAAACAUAUACACUCAUCAAGACAAAUAAUUUUCUGGGCCAACAAUCUGAUUCAUUCAGAUAAUCUGGUUAAAUCUAUUACUAAAAACUCUUCCCUAAUGACUAGUAAAAUAUCUAUCAUUACAGAAAGUGAAAUGACAAACUAGGAAGCUUACCCAAAUGUAAAAUAACGUUAUAUGUAAAAGCAUACCGGUACAUGCAUGUUUUAACCCAUAAAUUGGCAGCACCCUUGACAAGUACAAUUGCCUGGCAUUGGACAAAGUGAAAUAAUAAAGUAGGGUGCAUCAAGGUGUUGCAACUCAAUGGGUUGAAUAGUGUUUGUUUCCUAUUUUGUAAAGAAAUUAAAAGGCAGACAUCCAGAGAACAGAAGGUUGUGGCCACUUUGGAUCUGCUGCUAAAAAGUGUAAAAACGUAUCCAGUGUGCUUUCUUACUAGUGACAACUCUUUCACGCCUGAUGAAUAUUGUAAGUUGAAUUUUUUCUGGCUGUCAUAAAAAAUAGUUGUUCAAUAAUUAUGGUGAUUAUUGUUUUAAAACAAUCGUAUUGUUUUAUUAGAUUUUUCAUUUUGGACUGUGUAUCGUUUGGUCGUGUUUCUAGCUGCAUCUUCAUACUCCUCAUUACUUUAUCAGAAAUUUGCCCAAGCUGUUUAUUCCUUAACAACA
Molecule: messenger RNA, 1633 nt
Organism: Paramuricea clavata
Lineage: Eukaryota; Metazoa; Cnidaria; Anthozoa; Malacalcyonacea; Plexauridae
Source: the annotation of a GenBank genome assembly